Molecule: messenger RNA, 2459 nt
Organism: Trichechus manatus latirostris (Florida manatee)
Lineage: Eukaryota; Metazoa; Chordata; Mammalia; Sirenia; Trichechidae
Gene: TNFSF13B
Product: TNF superfamily member 13b
Exons: 6
Coding region: 438-1304 (288 amino acids)
Biological process (GO): immune response; positive regulation of B cell proliferation
Cellular component (GO): membrane
Molecular function (GO): receptor ligand activity; tumor necrosis factor receptor binding
Source: RefSeq, a predicted model, not a curated record
CCUCUUGCUUCCAAAGCCACAUGGCCCCAGCCAACACGGUUCUCUCGCAAUGCCCAGGAUGAGCUUCUUAAGCAUGUACAUAAUCUCACAAGGUAUGCCAAUCCAACUCAAAGCUUAGUCAGUAGAUUAAGGGGCCCAUUUGUGCAAGAGUGUUCUGAGAUGCCAUUAAAAUUCUUACAAAAACUGAAAGUGAAAUGAGGAAGAUGGAUUGAGCAAUCCCAUAGAAGGGUGAAUGCCAGUAAAACCUGUUGUACAGUAGGGGCAGAGAUGCAGCAAGGGAGAAAAGAAGAAAAUUCGGGAGAACUCUCCUGCCUGGGGGACUCAAGCUCUGUGAUGUAUUAAAUAUAGGACAUCAACAAACACCGAUAACAGGAAAUGAUCCAUUCCCUGUGGUCACUUAUUCUAAAGGCCCUAACCUUCAAAGUUCAAGUAGCAAAAUGGAUGACUCCACAGAGCAGUUACUCCUUUCUUCUUGCCUUGCGAAAAGAGAAGAAAUGAAAGUGAAGGAGUGUGUUCCCAUCCUCCCCCACAAGGAAAGCCCCUCUGCUUGGUUCUCUAAAGACGGAAAGCUCCUGUCCAUGACCUUGCUGCUGACCCUGCUGUCCUCCUGCCUGACAGUGGUGUCUUUCUACCAAGUGGCCACCCUGCAAGCAGAGCUGCUCAGCCUCCAGGCGAAACUGCAGUCCUACCAAGCUGAGCAGCUGCCAGCACCCUCCAAAGCAGAAGCAGGAGCCCCUGCGGCAGCUUGGAGGGAAACUCCAGCUGACACCCCUGGACUGCAAGGGAUCUUGGCACCACCAGCCCCAGGAGAAAGCAACUCCAGUCAAGGUGGCAGGAGCAAGCGGGCUGCUCAGAGUCUGGAAGAAACAGUCACUCAGGACUGCUUGCAACUGAUUGCAGACAAUGAAACACCUACUAUACGAAAAGGCUCUUUCACGUUUGUACCAUGGCUUCUCAGCUUUAAAAGAGGAAGGGCCCUAGAAGAGAAAGAAAAUAAAAUAUUGGUCAAAGAAACUGGUUACUUCUUUAUCUAUGGUCAGGUUUUAUACACGGAUAACACCUUUGCAAUGGGACACUUAAUACAGAGGAAAAAAGUCCACGUCUUUGGGGAUGAAUUGAGUCUGGUCACUUUGUUCCGAUGUAUUCAAAACAUGCCGGAGACACUACCCAAUAAUUCCUGUUAUUCAGCUGGCAUUGCAAAGCUGGAAGAAGGAGAUGAACUUCAACUGGCAAUACCACGAGAAAAUGCUCAAAUAUCCCAGGAUGGAGAUGGCACAUUUUUUGGUGCGUUGAAGCUGCUAUGACCUACUCACACCACGCCUGCGGUUAUGAUCUUCCCUGUCUCGGUGCCUCUAAGGAGAAAAUGCUUAACUGGAAAUGCCAAAGGAAAAGAAAAAACGGUAGUCACCAUAGCCUUUCCUGUGAUGUGUUUGGUUUGGUUUGCUGAAGCUAGACCAAAACAGGAAAUUUAACAGCCAGCCACAGCCAGCGUGCCACGUGAAUUACGAGAACUAGAGCACAUUUAAGGAAAGAUAGAAUUAGACAAACUUUUCGCUAUAAUGACAUAUUGAACAAUUUGGUCAUAGCUUCUUGCCUUGGAAGAUGCACACGAUUGAAAGGGGGCAAUAACAAGUUCUCCAAAAGUGGUAGUCCGUAAUUUACAAGCGCCCACAUCUAUAGGAUAUUAAGAAAUUUUUGUGAAAUCUCAGUGUUUUCUUCUAUUUUUAUGUUAAUUACAUCCUUACUUUUCCGGUUAAAAUUGUGGGAAGUAAAAAAAAACCUUCUAGAACCUUGCAUGAGAUGCAAGAAGUGACUAAAGUUUCCAUUUAAAUGUAAAACAGUUGGACCAAAAAUAGGAUGCACGUGCUAUUUAAGUCUUUUAGGUUUAUUUCAAAUUUACAGUUUUUAUUACUAAUAUUAUACGUUCCUGAUGGGCUUUUCCCAAAUACUCUUCACAGGAGGAAAAGACUCCCCUCAUGUGUAUACACACCCAUGUGCAUUUUUUGUAGUUAAUUUCAGUUCCUUCAGAAAUUUUUUAUGUAGGACAUUGCCAAUUCAUGCAUAUGUAAAGCAGUAAUUGAAAAAGCAAUUGUAAUCAUUCAUAUGUUAAAAACAAAAUCUCCAAUAGAAGUUAAGAGAGACGAGAGACGUUUAUAAUAAUGGAGUAUUGUUUCCCUUUAUUUUCUGUUAUUUUGUUCCGAACUGCUGCUACUGUCGUUCACAUAUUCCAGCUUUAAAAAAAAACAACGUACGUUAUUAGCUUUACAGAAUUUGAAGCUUAAUUAAAGUUCCUGAAACCCUGAAGUCUGUUAUAUGCCAUGUGCUGAUUAUAAAGAUUAUGGUUUACUGGAAGAUAUCAUCUUAAUUUUCACUUUAUAAAGAGUUAUACUUGAGAAUGCUGUAAUACUUAUCUUUUAUAACAUCAGUUUCCUUUUAUUUUGCUUGGCCUUUUUUUUUUU